AUGUUCAAGCAGACCUGCACCAAUCUGACCAAAUUACCGAAGCAACGAGUUCGACAAUGGUUAAGCACAUUCGAGACCAUCAUCUGUGAUGCAGAUGGUGUACUCUGGCACUUUGAUAAAGCGAUUGAAGGAGCACCGGACACUUUUAAUCUGUUGAAGUCAAGUGGAAGACGCACUUUUGUGGUAACUAACAACUCGGGCGUAACGAGCGACGUUCUGGUAAAGAAAGCCAAUGAUUUUGGUAUUGAGUUAAAUGACGGAUUCAUGCUAACAUCAUCGUUGUCGAUAGCCAAAUAUUUGGCUGGCAAAAAGUUUGCUAAAAAGGCGUAUGUCGUAGGAGAAGCAGGCAUUCGGGAGGAGUUGGCCAAAUUGGACAUUUGUUCGUUUAGCGUGAACUACGAGAAGACGGACAAGAGCAUGUUAAAAUAUGCCAAGGAAAUGCAACUGGAUCCAGAUGUGGGGGCAGUUAUUGUUGGCAAAGACGAUACCUUUACAGUACAGACCAUAAUGCGAGCUUGUGGGUAUCUGCUUAAUGAACGUGUACUUUUUUUGGGCACCUGCCUGGACGGAGCCUAUCCAAUAGGCAACAAUCGUGUUCUUGUCGGAGCGGGCGCCAUGAUAGCGGCCAUUAAAACGAUAAGUGGACGCAAACCUCUGAUACUGGGCAAACCCAAUCCCAUGAUGGUGAAAGAGGAAUGCAGUUGUGGCCUCAUUAACCCAGAGACAACACUUAUGAUAGGCGACACUCUAAAGACAGAUAUACUGUUUGCUCAUAACAGCGGAUUUCAGUCCAUGUUUGUGGGUACGGGUGUGGACAAACUGGAGAUGGUGGAGAAGAUACGUUGUAGUGACAACAAGAACAUGCUGGCCAUGAUACCGGAUACCUAUUUGCCCAGUCUGGCACAUUUGCAAGAAUUUAUUUGUUAGUUUAGCCUGAAUAAAUUGACAAUCCAAGUUAAGCUACCUGACA
Drosophila innubila is the source of this 970-nucleotide messenger RNA. Its product is annotated as glycerol-3-phosphate phosphatase. Bases 1 to 927 code for a protein of 308 amino acids. Gene Ontology annotation, cellular component: cytoplasm. The transcript is spliced from 2 exons. The record is from RefSeq and is a predicted model, not a curated record. Gene Ontology annotation, molecular function: phosphatase activity. NCBI's taxonomy places the organism in Eukaryota, Metazoa, Arthropoda, Insecta, Diptera, Drosophilidae.